AUGCCCGGCCAGCAGCAUGAUGAGAAGUUCAGUAAACGACAUGCCAUGGACAAGCCCAUGCUAGGCUUUGGCACACCGAAGAGCCUUGAAGGUUCACCGCUCACAGCGCACUUCGUUGCUGCUUCGGGCGAGUUCGUGGGGACCUUCAUGUUCCUCUUGUUCGCCUUCCUGGGUCACAUUAUGGCUGUGGAUCAGGCACCCAACAUUGGAUCAAACGGAAGCAUUAGCAAUCAGACGGUGAUCUACAUCGCCCUGGCCUACGGCAUGAGCUUGUUGGUGACAGUAUGGACAAUGUACAGGAUAUCUGGAGGAUUGUUCAACCCGGCUGUGACUCUUGGUCUCGUCAUUACGGGCAACCUGCCACCUGUGAGGGGUGCAAUCCUCUUUCCUGUACAGAUUCUCAGCGGCAUCUGUGCAGCGGCUGUAGCGAGCGCUAUAAUUCCUGGUGACAUUAAAACAGUACAGACGGCGAUUUCACCCGGUGUGAGCGUAGCGCAAGGUGUCUUCCUGGAGAUGUUCCUGACUGCCGAACUCGUCUUCACAGUUCUUAUGCUCGCUGCUGAAAAGUCGAAAGACACCUUCAUCGCACCCAUCGGCAUCGGGUUGUCCUUGUUCGUCGCAGAAAUAGCUGGAGUAUAUUACACCGGUGCAUCACUAAAUCCGGCUCGAUCGUUCGGACCAUGCGUGGUUGGACGUAACUUUCAGCACUACCACUGGAUCUACUGGAUCGGCCCAUUCUUGGGUGCUCUGAUCAGCGGAGGAUAUUACCACUUUGUCAAGUUCUUCCACUACGAGGAAGCUAAUCCAGGUCAGGAUAGCUCGGGCGGUCAAUUCGACCGUGAGGUAGAAGAGAUGAAUAGCACACCAUCCAGUCCUCGCGGCGACGAAGAAGAACAACGAGGUCUUGAGACGAUCGACAGCCGGGUGGACAAUGGUGGGAGGAGGGAAGGCACGAAUGGAUAUCACCCUGGGUACGCUCCUGGCCGUGCUUGA
Messenger RNA from Recurvomyces mirabilis, 993 nucleotides. RefSeq lists its product as uncharacterized. Gene Ontology annotation, molecular function: water channel activity. The transcript is spliced from 3 exons. Bases 1 to 993 code for a protein of 330 amino acids. Gene Ontology annotation, cellular component: plasma membrane. The record is from RefSeq and is a predicted model, not a curated record. Gene Ontology annotation, biological process: transmembrane transport; water transport. Lineage: Eukaryota; Fungi; Ascomycota; Dothideomycetes; Mycosphaerellales; Teratosphaeriaceae.